This is a messenger RNA of Vombatus ursinus (common wombat), 846 nucleotides long. RefSeq names its product methyltransferase like 27 (gene METTL27). The record is from RefSeq and is a predicted model, not a curated record. The transcript has 8 exons. The coding region runs from base 1 to 846 and encodes 281 amino acids. Lineage: Eukaryota; Metazoa; Chordata; Mammalia; Diprotodontia; Vombatidae.
AUGUUCCGGGCCCAGGACCCCCAGAUCCUCCCGCUGCUCCCACUGACUCACAGAAAGAAGCCACUGCCUGGCAGCCCCACCCCCGCCCCAGACCAGCUGGCUGGGCCAGGGAAGAGGAAGACGGCAUCCCCCAGAAGAAGCCUGUCUCGGGUGCGAGACUGGAUUGGCACCUCCCACAGCAUCACUAACCUGAGCCAAAAAAUCAGCUUCGAUGACCAGUGGGCUUCUGACUAUGAUACAGGUGUGGCCAUCCUGGAUCGCCGAGCUCCCUGCCUGGCCGUGGGCUGCCUGGCCUCGGCCUUGCCCUCCCCUCCCCAAGAGUCUCUGCUUCUAGAUGUGGCCGGAUUCUGCACCCUCCAUGGGGUAGAGGGCAGCCAAAGUAUGCUAGAGCUGGCCAAGAGGCAAGGCUUGUGCCAACAGCUGAGCCUCUGUAUCCUGGGCCCAGAGGCCCUGCCUGCCCCUUCAGAUCAUUAUGAUGCAGUGAUGGUUGUUGGCACCCUCAGUGAUGGGCAGGUACCAUACAGUGCAGUGUCUGAGCUCCUCCCGUCACUAAGUCAACAUGGAGCCCCUAUCCCUGACUUGAAGCAAAACCCUCCAGUACCAGGGGGUCUGGUAUGUCUCACCACCAGAGUCAACUCUUCAAAUCUGCCCUACGCAGAGCUGGCCAGACUGGAGCAGGCUGGGGAAUGGAAGCAAAUUCUAGUCCACACUGAGGAUUGGUGGAAAUGGGUUACAUCAGAGAAAGAGGCUACAGGCUCUGUAAGCAGCAACUGUGGCUUCAUCCCUGGGGUUAUCUACCUCUAUUAUAAGCAGGAAGCUACCCCAGCCAAUGCCAUUGGGGUCUAA